ACUAAAAUUCUAAAUUAAACACAAACAGUCCCUCAAUUUUUUUCCAAACUCCAAAAUGGAAACAACUCUCACUCUUCUUACAAUUCUUCUCCUCAGCUUUUGCUUCUUUCAUGUCUCCAUUUCAUCUACUGAAUUACCUAUCGGAAUACAUCCUCUAGAUGAGAAGUACUAUGCUUCAAAUGUGAUUAAAUGCAAAGAUGGGACUAAUUCAUUUACUAAAGAUCGGCUUAAUGAUGAUUUUUGUGAUUGUAUUGAUGGAACUGAUGAACCUGGAACGGCUGCCUGUCCGGCUGGAAAAUUUUAUUGCAGAAAUGUAGGCAGUACGCCUAAAUUUCUGUUCUCUUCUCGCGUGAAUGAUGAUAUUUGUGAUUGUUGUGACGGAAGUGAUGAGUAUGAUAGCAAUGUUGAUUGCCCCAAUACUUGCGUAAUGGGUGGGGAUUUUUCUUAUAAAAAACGAAGUUAUCGCUUAAGAAGAAAACAUCUCGAUCUAAUCGGUGGAAAAAAUGCUAACGGGGUCAAUAUGGAUGACUCGGCUCAGAGACUGCAAGGUCUGAAGAUACUGGUACUUGUACAGGUGGUACUUAUCAUUAUUUUUCUGGUUUCCCGAAAAUUAUAUCGGCGAUCCAGGUCUAAAAGAAGACAUUUGCGUUGAGAAUUGAUCCCAUGAUUACUGUUAUUAUCACAGUAUGUUCUCAGAAAGUUUCUCAGUUCCUCUCUGUCUUUCAUUGUCUCCCAACCACAUGAGUAUUUGACCUAACUUCGGAAUGCAGUAGUGCUCCGUAGGCAUAAUUGUAUGUCUAAGAAAUGGCUGCAACCUGAAGGUCCGACUUGAUUGUUGACGUUCUUCUUUUAAUGAUUCUUACAUACAUCUAUCUGGUGAUGGGAUUUUAACAGCUAUUAAGCUCUGCCCCUGUGAAGUUUUGAGUAUCUCGGUUGUUCGAAUUGACAUGUGAGUUGCAUAGUGCAGUGAAUCUAUCCGCCUUCGAGCUCAUUGCAUUGGGCAUGUAUAGAAAAUCAGUUUUGUAUCUAUUUGUAUGCUCUAACUACUUUGUCUAUGACAUCAUACAAUCUGAAAUUGUAUAUCGUGUUUUUAAGAUUUUCUGCAAAUGCAUAUAUAGAAAAGGGGCCUUGUAAGUUGUAAUUAGCAAGAUUGGAGCUUCUCCUAUUGGUUUUGAAAGCUAUCGACUUU
Messenger RNA from Lycium barbarum (goji berry), 1189 nucleotides. RefSeq names its product glucosidase 2 subunit beta. The transcript has 5 exons. Bases 56 to 652 code for a protein of 198 amino acids. NCBI's taxonomy places the organism in Eukaryota, Viridiplantae, Streptophyta, Magnoliopsida, Solanales, Solanaceae. Gene Ontology annotation, cellular component: glucosidase II complex. The record is from RefSeq and is a predicted model, not a curated record. Gene Ontology annotation, biological process: N-glycan processing.